GUCAGAUACUUGGGUUCCACUCUGCUGCCCUUGUAUCGUCCCUCAUACGGUCGUCAUGUGAAUAUCAAGCAAGAGAUCUCCUCGGCAUAGGACCACCGACAAAAUGCCACCACCAUCGUCACAAGCACAGCGGCAAAGGCGAUGGGCUCCGAAAGUCAGGACUGGAUGUAAGACUUGCAAGAUACGGCACAGACGCUGCGACGAAGGGAAGCCGCAUUGUAUGAGGUAACGACGACCCGACUUCGACAUGCCACACGCUAAGGUCGAUCAAGAUGUCUGAAAGACAAGUUUCGUUGUGACGGAUACGAACCUCCGAAGACGUGGCUGUUUGAGCCAUCUCGCAAAGUCGAGCCCGAGCCGUCGGCGCCAGAUCCACGUCCCUUGCAAUCAUUAUCGCCGGACCGAGGACCUCUUACAUCCCCAAUAACAGCAAGCAAUAGGAAUCAGACUCUUUCCGAUUUCUCUAAGCUCCUUCUCGAACCCUCGAGCCCGUGGAGGGCGGAUGUGGACCAAAGCUAUACCCAGCUGUUCCUCCUCAAAACUGCGCCUCUUCUUUCUUCUACCAGAAAGUGGCAUCACUUCUGGCAAUCCAUUGUCCCUCAAGCGGCUUGGCAGAAUCCAUCGGUCCAUCAUGGGAUGGUGGCGGUGGCAGCUACCUUUGAUUCUUAUGUUUCGAGGACUGACCACACCAACCUGAUCCUGGAGCAGAGAGCCCAGGCUGUCCGCGCGUUCUCCGACCAGCCUCCAUCGUGGGAUAUCGCGCUGAUCGUUUGCCGAUUGUUCUCCUCGAUGGCUCAGUGCAAUGAGGAUUUCCCCGCCGCCAUGGCGCAUAUGAAAAGCGGAGAGAAGAUUCUCCGAGAAGCGACGCAACACGGACACACACAGUCCGAAAUAGUGCGGCUGAUGGCUGCUACCUUCAUGGGUCUAUCGGCCGAUGCGAACAAUGACCUCAAUGUCAUCAAACGAUUCCCUCUGGGCAAGCGCCAGGCUUUUCUCGAGCUCAAGGUCAUAGGCUCUGACUACGCAAGGCUGCUUCGCCGGAUAGCGCAAAUGCACCACCGUGACCUCGAUACGCCGACGAUGGGGUUUCUGUCCGUCGCCUUCACGACGAUGAACCAAGCAAUCAGCUCUGCCAUGUACCCGGACAUCCUAGUGUUUACUGGAGAUGAUGGGGUCGUAUCCGCGGCGGAGGUCCGCAGCCAUCUGACGCGGGAAGAUUCCUUGCUGACCCUUGACGACUUGAUCAUCAUGUAUCCAUGCCUAUUGUAUGAGCUGGAACAAUAUGUGGAGGCCCGGGCCGCGGGCAGAGCUGGCCCAGAGGUGUCGUCUCUGGAAGGGCUGAAGCAGCGGCUCAAGGUUCUUGUGGAUAACUACGUCGUGCAAGUGUCGGCGAUCGAGCCCCGAAUGACGGCCGGGACGUUUUGGCUCGACGAUGAAGCGAUUCCGGGGUGCUUGAUGGACAAGCACCUCGACCGGCCCCAGAUCGGGGUGAGCCCGUGCUUCGGUCGUGAGGAUGCCGCUGGGCACGACGACCCGGUUGUGCGCGAGCGGAGGCAGUAUUACCACGAGUAUGUCUGUCAGUACCGGAGCGGCUUCAUGGGUUGAUUACUCAAUGGUGAUGGGGAGACGGGUGCGGGAGUCGAGAUUUCGGGAACGACCUCACGAUCUGGACGACGCAUGGCGUUACAGCAAACAUCAGGCGGAAAGGCGUGUCCGAGGGCUAAAGGGGCUUUCUCCCGGAAGGGCCCUGGUCAGAUCAUUAGAUACUGUACCAGCCUCCGGGGUGUGCAGGAGGAGCGUUGUUUCUUCUGGCUCUGGAUAACUUGUUGGCACUUCCGGAUCUUGACCAUCCCAUCGAGAGCGUUUUCCGCCGCGGAACAGUACCCAAUCUCCCACUCCGCGCCUCGUUUAUGCUGGUGAUGUGUAUAGCCAUUUUAUAUAGUAAGAGAAAUAAUGACCCAUUCAAUAGCU
Messenger RNA from Cladophialophora immunda, 1971 nucleotides. RefSeq lists its product as hypothetical. Gene Ontology annotation, biological process: regulation of DNA-templated transcription. Bases 637 to 1605 code for a protein of 322 amino acids. NCBI's taxonomy places the organism in Eukaryota, Fungi, Ascomycota, Eurotiomycetes, Chaetothyriales, Herpotrichiellaceae. Gene Ontology annotation, molecular function: DNA-binding transcription factor activity, RNA polymerase II-specific; zinc ion binding. The record is from RefSeq and is a predicted model, not a curated record. The transcript is spliced from 2 exons.